CCCAUCAUCAGCAUCUAAGAACACAAUACGCGCACAGUCAUGUCACCCAAGUGACCAAUCGCAUGUCUCGGGGGCGUGGCCAAGAAGAAACGCCGCAUCGUUAACCGAAACGCCGGAAAGAAGCGAAUAACGGCGCUGCAGGAACCCGGCUCCCGGUGCGGGGUGGACAGGGAUUUAUAUAACCCAAUGGAUGCGGAUUGCAGAGCGCUCCGGCGGUGAAUCUACAUCAGGGAGGUAAUAAUGACCAGCAUAUUACAUGCAGCGUCGGAGGUGAAGUGGAAUAAGAGCGCAGCGGCCAGACGAGCCGUGAUCCUCGCCGCUGCGGCGUACGGGAUAAAAGCCAUUUCCCCGGUGAUCUACAGACGGAUCAUCAGUAAGCGCACGGAGCCCGAAAGCACCGCGAACGGACUGGUGCCGACGCACAGAUCCACAUUAGAACCCGUUUCCGUUACCGAUGACAAUCACAGGUCUCCUGGCGUGGACGCGCGGUUCUUCAGACAGAUCCUGGAUCUCAUCGGGAUCGUCUUUCCGAAGCUUGCGACCCGAGAACUGGCCUUGCUCGGCUUACACUCGGCGGCCCUGGUCUCGCGGACCUUUCUGUCCAUCUACGUGGCCGGUCUGGAUGGCAAGAUCGUGAAGAGCAUCGUGGAGAAGCGGCCGCGCAUCUUCGUCGCCAAGCUGAUGAAGUGGCUGCUCGUGGCCGUGCCCGCCACGUUCGUGAACAGCGCGAUCCGCUACCUGGAGGGGAAGCUGGCGCUGGCCGUGCGCACGCGCCUCGUAGCGCGCGCCUACGAGACCUACUUCGACGGGCAGACGUACUACCGCGUGGCAAACAUGGACGCGCGGCUGGCGAACCCCGACCACUCGCUCACGGAGGACGUCGCGAUGUUUGCGCAAUCGGUCGCGCGCCUCUACUCCAACCUCACCAAGCCGGUCCUUGACGUGAUCCUCACCUCGUACACGCUUAUUCAGACCGCGAGGUCACGCGGCGCAGGGGCCGAGGGGCCCACGCUGCUAGCCGGCCUGGUGGUGUUCAUCACCGCGAAAGUACUGCGCUGGUGCUCCCCGACGUUCGGCCAGCUGGUGGCUGAGGAGGCGCGCAGAAAGGGACAUCUGCGCCACGCCCACUCGAGGAUCAUCGCUCACGCGGAGGAGAUCGCCUUUUACGGAGGGCACAAGGUGGAGAUGCUGCAGCUGCAGAAGUGCUACAAGGCUCUGGCUGAGCAGAUGAAUCUGAUCCUUUCCAAGCGUCUGUGGUACAUCAUGAUCGAGCAGUUCCUCAUGAAGUACGUUUGGAGUGGAUGUGGUCUUGUCAUGGUGGCAGUGCCCAUCAUCACUGCUACCGGCUAUGCUGACAACGAACUUGCAGACGGCCAAACACAAGUGUUAGUGAGUGAGCGGACAGAAGCCUUCACAACUGCACGCAAUCUUCUCGCUUCAGGGGCAGAUGCCAUUGAGAGGAUCAUGUCGUCCUAUAAAGAGGUCACUGAGCUGGCUGGAUACACAGCCCGUGUCCACAACAUGUUCCGGGUGUUUGAGGAGGUGCAGAGGGGUGUGUAUAAACGUGCAUUGGUUUCUGCCAAUGCAGCAGCUGGAGAGAAGGAUGGCGGGAAGCCUGAGCUGCACAUUGAUGGUCCACUAGAGAUCAAAGGAAAAGUGAUUGAUGUGGAUAAGGGGAUAAUCUGUGAGAAUGUUCCCAUCAUCACUCCAAAUGGGGAUGUGGUUGUAUCCAGCCUGCACUUCAAGGUGGAGGAGGGUAUGCACCUGCUGAUCACAGGACCGAAUGGCUGUGGGAAAAGCUCUCUCUUCCGCAUCCUUAGUGGUCUCUGGCCAGUGUACUGUGGCAUGUUAUGCAAACCUGCUCCCCAACACAUGUUCUACAUCCCACAAAGGCCUUACAUGUCUAUUGGGACACUGCGAGAUCAGGUGACAUACCCCGACUCUGUGGAGGACAUGUAUGAGAAGGGCUAUAGAGACAAAGACCUGGAAGACAUUCUGGAUAUUGUCAACCUCAAGCACAUCGUCACCCGAGAAGGAGGCUGGGAAGCAGAGGUGGACUGGAAAGAUGUACUGUCAGGAGGAGAGAAGCAGCGGAUGGGAAUGGCUCGGAUGUUCUACCACAAACCCAAAUAUGCCCUGCUGGAUGAGUGCACAAGUGCUGUCAGUAUUGAUGUGGAGGGUAAAAUAUUCCAGGCUGCAAAGGAUGCUGGGAUCUCUUUGCUGUCGAUUACUCACAGGCCGUCACUAUGGAAGUACCAUACACACCUGCUGCAGUUUGACGGUGAGGGAGGUUGGCGGUUCGAGGAGUUGGAUACAGCCACUCGGGUCUCUCUCACUGAAGAGAAGCAGCGUCUGGAGGCUCAGCUUGCCGGCAUUCCCAAGAUGCAACAGAGACUAAAUGAACUGUGUAAGAUCCUAGGUGAGGACUCUGUGCUGAAGACGACUGAGCACAGUGCGGAGGAAUGAGAGACAGACAGAUCGAGUUACUGCACACAUAUCCCGCACGCCAGACAACAGCAACUUUGCCCACCAGGUCUUGACUGGUCAGCGCUUUGAGGCUGCCGUCAACAUUAUCGAUUACAGAGUGAGUUGGGUUCUUGCCACUAACAAUCCCACAAUUCCUUGCACAUUUAUCCAUUACUUGAUAUUAAAAAUGAAUGGGAGGGAAAAAUUCAGUGCGCACGUAUCCUUAUACCAUCCUCAAAACAACUGAGUUCCUGCAGUGUUAAGCCGUGAAUUUUAAAUGUUUGUCAGGCUUUUCUAAAAAAAAUGCCAUUUUCUAGUCCUAUGGGGAUUUUAACAGUGCCUCAGCUAUGUUUUAUCUUCGAGUUCAGAGAUCAUUUUAGCUGUGUUUUUUCAUUAUUGCAGUAUAAUUUGCUGCUACAAAAAAACAAACAAAAAAACGGGAUUGAUUGCAACAUAUUUGUGACUUUUAUGGUUUUUAUUAAUGUAAUUUCAUACUGUGGUAAUGACAGCCCAUGUUUCUUUGAGGAAAAAAUCUUUACCUGCUGUGAUGCUGCGUAUCGCUUUGUUUGUUUUAGGCUCACUAGAAAGUAUUCGGUUCGAGCUUGUUUACGCGAACGCAUCCUUAAUUGUUACCAGGUGAUUUGUCUAGUUUGUUUAGUAGCAGCUAUUUCAGUGAUUACUUGGUGCUAUCAUUUAUAUUCUGCUUGUGUAAGUGAUUGGUUUUAUUAGAAAGCAUUGCUUUUAGCAUUAGACUUUGAGCUUUUCUGGGCUCUGGUUUGAAUAGUUAAAAAGAAAUUGAUCAAAUAUUCAUUAUUUUUUAUCUUUACCUUAUGGUUGUGGUAUGACUUGAGAAAAAACUAUAGGAUGCCUCCCUAUUGUAUGGCACCAUACACACACACACACACACACACACACACACACACACAAAUGAUAUUCAGUGUGGAAAUAGACAAAGACACUGAUCAAUCCUGAGUCAUCUUAGCUCAAGAUCAAACCAGAGAAGCUAGAUCUGUGAGGCAACACUACCCAAUGAUGUACUGUGCUGCACAAUCAUGUUAUUAGGUAUGAUCAUAAUACAUAAUACACAUAUGAUUUACUACCCUGUAAGAUAUUUUCAUUGUGUUGCUUUUUGGAAUCUGGAGUCCAGCAUGGAAGGGAUACAAAGUAAUUUUUCGCCAAGGUCAUGGUGUGACACUGAACACUUUGGUUCAGACCAAAAGCACUUUGGCAAUAACAGAAAAUGGAUCCUGCCAAAUGAUUGGUUUGAUAUAUACAUUGAUGUAGUGUUGCAGGAUUAACUAGAAGACAGAAAAGUGUCUUCAUCUGGAUAAUAUGAUAAGUACUGUACUAGACUGCAGGACCUAUCGACACCCCAUUCAUCUUUAACCCAGACAGAGCCUUAGAUUUUAAUAAGGUCACAGUUUAUGUUUAUGAUUAUGAAUUGCUCAAACAUGUCUAUCUUCUGAUGGACUGAUAUACUGUGAAUUUUGUCUUUGUUGACUUAAUGAUGUCACUGACAUGAGCAAAUACAACUCUCAAGUUAGACAUUAUCACGUUGGACUGCAUAUACUGUAGUUUAGGGACAUUUAGAUUAGAAAAUAUUUUCUGCUUUGCAUUAGAAACUCACAAAUUUAGAAAUUUUACGUGCCCUUUUAUUUACUGAAUAAUUGUUUCUGGAUGCCAGAAGCAUUACCAUACCAUCAGAUAGCAUCUUCAUUUCUGGUUUCAGUAUCUGUAUGAAGGCCAAUCUAUUCAGUAAAUUGUGAUAUUUACAUACCAUUCAUUUCAAUUAUGUAAUUCUGGAAUUGUAAAUAGACAAAAUUUUGAUAUGUUGGAAAUUUAUUUGAUAUCCUACAGUAUCUUCAGACUCACUUAUUUUUUUGCCCAAACAGGAGUAUCAGAGACGUUUUUGAAUACAGUCAGCAUGCUUUUGCGAAGCCUUUUUCAGGCACUUUCUGCAUUUUUAUCCCGCAGAAUAUGUAUAUCUUCUUUAUAAUAUAACCGGGAAUGGAUGGAGCCGUCAUUACGCAUGUCAUGAUACUCCUAUAUUUGGUCUACCAGAAAUUUUUCACAAUAUGUGAAUAUGUUUAAGAUUUGCCUGUUUAGUAUAUAAAGAAUGAGCUGAAAUGUUCAGUAUCCAGUAAUCAAGCAAUUAAGCAUCUACAUGUGUACAGAUGGUCUUAGUUAUUAAAAGCCUGUACUUCA
Silurus meridionalis is the source of this 4671-nucleotide messenger RNA. It is a transcript of the gene abcd2, whose product is annotated as ATP-binding cassette sub-family D member 2. The record is from RefSeq and is a predicted model, not a curated record. Gene Ontology annotation, molecular function: ATP binding; ABC-type transporter activity; long-chain fatty acid transmembrane transporter activity. Gene Ontology annotation, biological process: peroxisome organization; long-chain fatty acid import into peroxisome; very long-chain fatty acid catabolic process. Gene Ontology annotation, cellular component: peroxisomal membrane. NCBI's taxonomy places the organism in Eukaryota, Metazoa, Chordata, Actinopteri, Siluriformes, Siluridae. The transcript has 10 exons. Bases 241 to 2466 code for a protein of 741 amino acids.